CCGGUGGCCGGCGGGGAUGUCUAGCCGUACGAAAAGGGAAACGCGGAGCUCCGCCCGGGGCAAGCGGGAUGCGGAGUCCCGGAGCAGCUCGAGUCGGUCGAAGCGGGAUCGGGAUUCGGAGGGCACAGGGUCUCGGGGGAGUCCGGUGCGCGUAAAGCGGGAACGGAACUCGGAGCCGGCGGCGCGAGAUUACUCGAGCGGGAGCGUGCCCGCGCUCGUGCCCGCGCCGCUGCUACCGGGGACGCGCGUGAAGCGGGAGCGCGAGGCCGACGAGGACUCCGAGCCGGAGCGGGAGGUGCGAGUGCGAUAUGGACGCUUAGACUCUGAGGAUCGAAGGAGCCGCCAUUGCCCCUACCUGGAUACCAUUAACAGGAGCGUCCUGGACUUUGACUUUGAAAAACUCUGCUCCAUUUCGCUUUCACACAUCAAUGCGUACGCCUGCCUGGUGUGUGGCAAGUACUUUCAGGGACGAGGGUUGAAGUCUCAUGCCUACAUUCAUAGUGUCCAGUUCAGCCACCAUGUUUUCCUUAACCUGCACACCCUCAAGUUUUACUGCCUUCCAGACAACUACGAAAUCAUUGACUCCUCACUGGAAGACAUCACUUAUGUCUUGAAGCCCACAUUCACCAAGCAGCAGAUUUCCAACCUGGACAAGCAGGCCAAGCUGUCUCGUGCUUAUGAUGGGACCACCUACCUGCCUGGUAUCGUGGGGCUGAAUAACAUCAAGGCUAAUGACUACGCCAACGCCGUGCUGCAGGCUUUGUCUAACGUCCCACCCCUCCGCAACUACUUCCUUGAAGAGGAGAACUACAAGAAUAUCAAACGUCCUCCCGGGGACAUCAUGUUCUUAUUGGUACAGCGUUUUGGAGAACUGAUGAGGAAGCUGUGGAAUCCUCGAAAUUUCAAGGCACACGUUUCUCCCCAUGAGAUGCUUCAGGCUGUCGUUCUGUGCAGCAAGAAAACCUUUCAGAUCACUAAGCAAGGUGAUGGGGUAGACUUUCUUUCCUGGUUCCUGAAUGCCUUACACUCAGCUCUGGGUGGGACAAAGAAGAAAAAGAAGACUAUUGUGACAGAUGUUUUCCAGGGGUCCAUGAGAAUCUUCACUAAGAAACUGCCACACCCAGAUCUGCCAGCAGAAGAGAAAGAGCAGUUACUGCAUAAUGAUGAAUACCAGGAGACAAUGGUUGAGUCGACUUUUAUGUACUUGACCUUGGACCUUCCCACUGCUCCACUUUACAAGGAUGAGAAGGAGCAACUCAUCAUCCCCCAGGUGCCACUCUUCAACAUCUUGGCCAAAUUCAAUGGCAUCACUGAAAAGGAAUACAAGACGUACAAGGAGAACUUUCUGAAGCGUUUCCAGCUCACCAAACUGCCCCCAUAUCUUAUCUUUUGUAUUAAAAGGUUCACCAAGAACAACUUCUUUGUGGAGAAGAACCCGACCAUUGUCAACUUUCCCAUCACAAAUGUGGACCUGAGGGAAUAUCUGUCUGAGGAAGUGCAGGCCGUGCACAAGAACACCACCUACGACCUCAUCGCCAACAUCGUGCACGACGGGAAACCUACCGAGGGCUCCUAUCGGAUCCAUGUUCUUCACCAUGGGACAGGAAAAUGGUAUGAACUCCAGGAUCUACAAGUCACUGACAUCCUUCCCCAGAUGAUCACACUUUCAGAGGCCUACAUCCAGAUCUGGAAGAGACGGGACAGCGACGAGACCAACCAGCAGGGGGCGUGAGGGGCCUCCAGCCGGCUGCCCCUUCGGCCUCCUGGCAAUCCCAUCUUCCCUUCCGGCCUCCUGAGGCUGGUGCCCAGGGCAGAUGUAAUUUAUUUCUUACCACUUACCUGCGGGACCUGAGCAAGAGCAGUAGUCGUGCCCUGCCCACUUCCUGUCCCAAGAGCGGCCUGGGCCCCCCCCCCCCCCCCCUUUUUGAUAGUCUGUGUUCUGAAGCAGAUUAAACGAGUGCUGUUUUUAUGCCUGACCUGCCAGUGACCCUUCCUUCCUUUUCCUCUUGCCCACUGUGGGUUACACACCUGUGGUUCUUCCCCAUUGACUCCCAGUCCUCCCCCUUUGUAUGGAGUCUGGUGGAGUGGGCAGAGUUCUGGCCUCGGGUCCUACAGACCUGCCACUGACCCACUGGCCCUGGCGCCUCACGAAAACACUUGGCCUCCGGGCGCCCGGCACCUCCCCAAGCCAGCUUCCACUGGGGGACGAAAUCAGGUCUGGACCCCAAGGGCCAGCACCUUAAGGCUUACAAAGCACCUUGGAUAAGGCAGGCGGCAAGCUGCCCCCCAUUUUUUAGGUGAGGAGUCGGACUCAGAGACUCAAAUGGUCGCUAGGCCAGUGGUGUCAGGGCCCAGGAGGCUCUGGCUCUUUGCCAUCCCGCUGUGCUGCUCUCAGCCCCAUCCCCAAACUGCCCAGGGGUCUUCCAAAGGAGAGGGACCCGAGAGAGCACGAGGCUCCCAAGGGGGAGCAGACUGGAGCCAUCAGUCACGGGGAGCCUCUGGCCAGCUGAGUUAUCUUAGCCACCAAAGGCGCUUGCCAUCUAAUAAAAAGAGCCAUUUUCUCAA
This is a messenger RNA of Antechinus flavipes (yellow-footed antechinus), 2565 nucleotides long. It is a transcript of the gene USP39, whose product is annotated as ubiquitin specific peptidase 39. Gene Ontology annotation, biological process: protein deubiquitination; mRNA processing; spliceosomal complex assembly. The transcript is spliced from 13 exons. The record is from RefSeq and is a predicted model, not a curated record. The coding region runs from base 17 to 1732 and encodes 571 amino acids. Gene Ontology annotation, molecular function: cysteine-type deubiquitinase activity; zinc ion binding. Lineage: Eukaryota; Metazoa; Chordata; Mammalia; Dasyuromorphia; Dasyuridae.